Molecule: messenger RNA, 681 nt
Organism: Colletotrichum spaethianum
Lineage: Eukaryota; Fungi; Ascomycota; Sordariomycetes; Glomerellales; Glomerellaceae
Product: ubiquitin-conjugating enzyme E2 15
Exons: 3
Coding region: 1-681 (226 amino acids)
Molecular function (GO): protein binding
Source: RefSeq, a predicted model, not a curated record
AUGGCGAGCCCCAAGGAGAGACGCAUCGGCAAGGAGCUCAUGGACAUCCGCGCAGACAAGGACAACUCUGGCGUCUUCGCGUACCCGAUUGACGAGUCCAACCUCCUCCACCUCAAGGGGUCGUUCCCCGCUCCUCCCGACACCCCAUAUGCCGGCGGCCAGUACGAAGUCGACAUCAAGAUUCCCGACAACUACCCCUUCAAGUCCCCAUCAUCAAGUUCGAUACCAAGAUUUGGCACCCCAAUGUCAGCAGCCAAACCUGGCUGGUCUCCCGUGCAGACCAUCAAGACCGCCCUCCUCUCCCUCCGCAUGCUGCUCGAGUUCCCGAAUCCCAAAGACCCGCAGGAUGCAGAGGUCGCCAAGAUGAUGAUCGAGAACCCCGAGGGCUUCGCAAAGAAGGCGCAUGAAUGGGCUGUCAAAUACGCUGGCGCUCCGCCUAAGGACUUCGACACCACUAAGUGGAAGAAGGAGUCCGCAGCCGAGGCCAAGGCCAACGACGAGAGCAGGUACAUGGGCUACAACAAGGAGCUUGUCGACCGCUUUGUCAACAUGGGCUUCGAGGUUGAUGCCGUAGUUGACGCUUUUGUCUUCGUAGGCAUUGACCGCAACAACGGUGCGGACUACGAGCUGGAGGAGGCGUACAUGGGAGACAUCACUGCCCGGCUUCUGGGCGAGCAGUAA